AUGACCAACACGACCGCUUUCGAGACGGCGCGCUACUACGUGGAGCUGCAGUGGCUGGAGCGCUUCCAUGACUGGCGCAGGGCCGACCGAUGGAUGGCGGACCACUACGAGGUGCCCGCCGCGUUCUGCGUGGGCUACCUGGUGGUCAUCUUCGUCCUCCAGCGGGCCAUGCGCGACCGGAAGCCGUUCGACCUCUCCGGUCCCCUCUUUUGGUGGAACUCUCUUCUCGCCGCCUUCUCGAUCUUUGGUGCCAUUGCCACCGUGCCCUACAUCCUUCAGGAGGUGCUCCACGGCGCCGGCGCCUCCGCCGAUAUGUGCCUCUACUACACCGAGGCCAAGAACCCGUGGGUGUACCUGUUCUGCCUGAGCAAGAUCCCCGAGCUGGUGGACACGCUGUUCAUCGUGCUGCGGAAGCGCCCGCUGAUCUUCCUGCACUACUACCACCACGCGCUGACCCUCGUCUACGCCUGGAACGCGUGGGCGCUGAGCCUGCCCAACGGCGGCUGGUUCGCGGCCAUGAACCUGAUCGUGCACUCGCUCAUGUACUCGUACUACGCCGCCUGCGCCCGCGGCGUGCGCUUCAGCCAGGCCACGCGCCAGGCCAUCACCUCGCUCCAGAUCAUCCAGAUGGUGGCCGGCACCAGCAUCGUCAUCCACAACGUGCUCCGCUGCAACGACACGCCGCUCAGCAACAUGGCCGGCCUCGUCAUGUACGUCUCGUACAUGGUGCUCUUCACCAAGCUCUUCAUCGACUCCUACGUCAUCGCCAAGCCCCGCGCGCCCCGAGAAAAGAAGGCCGAAGCCAAGAAGGCGACCGAGAACGACGAGCUCGCCCAGCAGGCUGGCCCCGCCCGCAAGAAGGUCGAGUAG
Molecule: messenger RNA, 870 nt
Organism: Acanthamoeba castellanii str. Neff
Lineage: Eukaryota; Discosea; Longamoebia; Acanthamoebidae
Product: fatty acid elongase
Exons: 2
Coding region: 1-870 (289 amino acids)
Biological process (GO): sphingolipid biosynthetic process; fatty acid elongation, monounsaturated fatty acid; fatty acid elongation, polyunsaturated fatty acid
Cellular component (GO): endoplasmic reticulum membrane
Molecular function (GO): fatty acid elongase activity
Source: RefSeq, a predicted model, not a curated record